Molecule: messenger RNA, 1356 nt
Organism: Paraphaeosphaeria sporulosa
Lineage: Eukaryota; Fungi; Ascomycota; Dothideomycetes; Pleosporales; Didymosphaeriaceae
Product: NADP-specific glutamate dehydrogenase-like protein
Exons: 2
Coding region: 1-1356 (451 amino acids)
Cellular component (GO): cytosol
Molecular function (GO): L-glutamate dehydrogenase (NADP+) activity
Source: RefSeq, a predicted model, not a curated record
AUGGCUGAGCCCGAGUUUGAGCAAGCGUACAAGGAGCUCGUCUCCACUCUUGAGGCCUCCACCCUCUUCGAGAAGAACCCCGAGUACAAGAAGGCCCUCGAGGUUGUCUCCAUCCCCGAGCGUGUCAUCCAGUUCCGCGUUGUCUGGGAGGACGACUCCGGCAAGUGCCAGGUCAACAAGGGCUACCGUGUGCAGUUCAACUCCGCCCUCGGCCCCUACAAGGGCGGUCUCCGUCUUCACCCCACCGUCAACCUUUCCAUCCUCAAGUUCCUCGGUUUCGAGCAGAUCUUCAAGAAUGCUCUUACCGGCCUGAACAUGGGCGGUGGCAAGGGUGGAGCCGACUUCGAUCCCAAGGGCAAGAGCGACAACGAGAUCCGCAAGUUCUGCGUUGCCUUCAUGACCGAGCUCUCCAAGCACAUCGGUGCCGACACCGACGUCCCCGCCGGCGACAUCAACGUUGGUGGUCGCGAGAUCGGCUACAUGUUCGGCCAGUACCGCCGCCUUCGCAACCAGUGGGAGGGUGUCUUGACCGGCAAGGGCCUCAACUGGGGUGGUAGCUUGAUCCGCCCAGAGGCCACCGGAUACGGUCUUGUCUACUACGUCGAGCACAUGAUCAAUUACGCCUCUGGCGGCAAGGAGUCGUUCAAGGGCAAGAAGGUCGCCAUCUCCGGCUCCGGCAACGUUGCCCAGUACGCCGCUCUCAAGGUCAUCGAGCUUGGCGGUACCGUCGUCUCGCUCUCCGACAGCAAGGGCUCCUUGAUCGCUACCGAGGGCAAGGGCUUCGCCCCCGAAGAUAUCUCUAAGAUUGCUUCCCUGAAGCUCAAGCGCCAGGCUCUUACUGCCUACGAGGGCCACUCUUUCAACUACAUCGAGGGUGCCCGCCCUUGGAAGCACGUCGGCAACGUCGACGUUGCCCUCCCCUCGGCAACCCAGAAUGAGGUCUCUCAGGAUGAGGCCGAGGCUCUCAUCGCCGCGGGCUGCAAGUUCAUUGCUGAAGGCUCCAACAUGGGCUGCACCCAGGAGGCCAUCGACGCCUUCGAGUCUCACCGCAAGUCCUCUGGAGGCAACGCCAUCUGGUACGCCCCCGGAAAGGCCGCCAACGCUGGUGGUGUCGCUGUCUCUGGUCUUGAGAUGGCUCAGAACUCCCAGCGCCUAUCCUGGACUACCGAGGAGGUUGACGCCAAGCUCGCUGGCAUCAUGAAGGACUGCUUCGAGAACUGCCUCCAGACCGCCAAGGAGUACAUCACCCCCAAGGAGGGCGAGUUCCCGUCGCUCGUGGCUGGUGCCAACGUUGCCGGUUUCAAGAAGGUCGCUGCUGCCAUGCACGACCAGGGCGACUGGUGGGGCACUGCUUAG